Messenger RNA from Emericellopsis atlantica, 1617 nucleotides. RefSeq lists its product as uncharacterized. Bases 1 to 1617 code for a protein of 538 amino acids. The transcript has a single exon. The record is from RefSeq and is a predicted model, not a curated record. Lineage: Eukaryota; Fungi; Ascomycota; Sordariomycetes; Hypocreales; Bionectriaceae.
AUGGACCCAUUCGCCAAGCUUUCUCAAGAACACAUUCUCCGGAUCUUCACACAUCUCAAAGACUUUGACGAAGCUUUCAAGGCCAUACGGGCAUCACCGGCAUUGUUUCGCCAGACUGCGAGCUGCGUAUGUCUACACGACGCUUUCAUCAAGAGAUACCUACCUGGCGAUACGAUUCAAGAUGCCUUGGCAAUCAUACAGUUCCCGAGGCAAGGUAAUCACAGCCGAGCUGCCUUGAUCCAAGCGCACCUGAUGGCAUGGGGAGCCCACGAGCUGAUUAAUCCCUGCCGCAUAAAGCAUCCAGAUCUCGCGAAAGUAAGGGAGCUUCAUGGCUUUUGCCGGCGACUCCGGGCUUAUAUUAACGACUACCUCUCCAAGGCCACGAGUCCACAUCUCCCAUGGGCAUUCCAUCGUCUUCCCGCCUGGUCUCACUCAUACUAUAUAAAUGUUUCUUUCGUCGACGCGACGCAGACGCAGGGAUAUAUCAGCGCAUUUAACGCGGAUGACUUGAGCUAUAAGACGCGCCUCAAGGUCUACAAAGCCUUCAUGCAAUACGAGAUUCUUUGCAAGGUUUAUGGGCCUACUUCGGAGGAGCCUAACUCGCCAUACCCUGGAGCUGUCGCUCUAGACGAUUCGUCGGAACGUCCCAGUUACUUACGGUCUUGGAACUGGAAGCUUCUUUCGAGAUACCGACCACGAGACUACACUUUGGUUGACGUGUCUUCGCUAAAGUGUGUUCGGGAGUACAUCAUCACUGUCUACGAGGCAAUGCUAGACCACGGACUCCCGUCUGGGAAGUUCAUCGGAGCGACUAAUGAGAAUCCCUGCAGGUAUAUUGACCCCAAUGCUGUCAGCGUCAUGCAAGAUACGGACGACAGAAGGAUGGAAUCUAUCUUUGAAAUUUUGAGCAGUCAGCAUAUUUCGUGGAUGCGUCGGGGAGGUCGCUCAUCUGACUACGGAGAUUGGUAUGGCAUACUGCUAGCAUUUCUAUCCUCCGCAGGGUUCAAUGCUGUCCACAGCAUGCUAGCCAUGAGGUACGGCGACUUCAAGAAGACUAUUAAGCACCUAUUCGCCGAAUUUCCGGAACACCUACCUCACAAAGGAAAUACAACACACGCGAACGGCAAAGGCGUCGGCUGGGAAGUCUGCGAGGAGAUGAGACUCUAUCGGCAGCGAGCGUGGGCGUUAUUGCGUGCAAAUGAGCGGCGCGGACCGCCGCUACCGUCAGUAGAGCCCAAAGAACCCGACGUGGACAUAGAUGAUGAUUCGGACUUGACAGAAGAUGAUCUGGACUCGAUAGGAGAUGAUAUGGAUUGGACAGAAGAUGAUAUGGACUUUACAGACGACGAGGUGGACUUUACACAGGACGAGCUGGAUUCGACGGACGACAUGGACUUCACAGACGAAAAUCCGGACUCGAUUUUACUGAUGAAGGAACAGGAUAAAAGUCUUUCCAAGAGCGAGUGGACUUGUCACGGGCCAGACUAUCAUCCUUAUGAAAGUCUGGUCGGGAAGAUUUCGCCAUUCUGGGGACCAGCGUCACCAUCCCACCAGCAACAGCAACAACGUAAAGUCAUGACCAGCAGCACUGGACUAUCAUUCACUUGGUACUUGUGA